AGCAUUUUGGAGAGGGUUUAUAAAGAGGGAAGUCGUAGCGUUCCGUUACACAGAGACAGAGAAACACUUUUUACCUCUGAAAGACAGGAAGACAGAUCACGCAGUGAAGAUGAAGCUGCCCAUUGCCAUUGCAGUGCUGUUUUUGGUGCUGGCCGCACACACAGAUGCCCAGGAGGCGGAGCCAACUCUGGAAGAGCGCUUUGCAACCUUCCAGACUCAGGUGAAAGAAUUUGCUGACGACCUCACAGAGAAGACCAAGGCCACCUUCGAGCAGAUCCACCAGAGCGAUUUUGCCGUCAAGACCAGGAGCUGGUUCGCUGAGCAGUUUGAGAAGAUGAAGCAGAAAGUGGAUGAGACCUUCCAGAAGCAGUAGGCUGCAGUCCUGAUGCCUUCUGCUGGCCCUCUUUCUGGCCUUACUCUCUCUGUUACACUCUACCUUAAUCCCAUUACUGAAAGUCCCAGAUAAAAAUGCUGUGCUAAAAUGCUGACACAUUCUAAAACAAUAAAAAUGAAAACUGUGAUAAGGA
This is a messenger RNA of Megalops cyprinoides (Indo-Pacific tarpon), 527 nucleotides long. RefSeq names its product apolipoprotein C-I (gene apoc1). Gene Ontology annotation, biological process: triglyceride metabolic process; negative regulation of lipoprotein lipase activity; negative regulation of cholesterol transport. Lineage: Eukaryota; Metazoa; Chordata; Actinopteri; Elopiformes; Megalopidae. The transcript has 4 exons. Gene Ontology annotation, cellular component: high-density lipoprotein particle; very-low-density lipoprotein particle; extracellular region. Bases 110 to 373 code for a protein of 87 amino acids. Gene Ontology annotation, molecular function: fatty acid binding; phospholipase inhibitor activity. The record is from RefSeq and is a predicted model, not a curated record.